CGCAGGGUCUUGUUGGCCAUGUCUCCAGCUGAACGGGUGAGGAGACAUGGAGUACUUCCAAUCCCCUUUUCUGGUCCAAAACAACUGAAUUUGUGCUUCUACGAGCCUUCACUGCCAUUGCAGAAUGGUACUCAUAUGACAGGUUGGGAGCUACAACAUUGUGCACAUUGCUUUGUUUAAAUUUUCCUAGAAAUGCUGGAAUAUACGCAGCAUUAUUGAGAUUGUUUCGGGUCGUCCCGGUACCGGACUCUAAUUCGCAAUUCCCUACCUUCGUCGACGUUACAUUUGCAUCCUACUUGUGGAGUCCACUGGCAUGCAUUCCACCUUGAGCCACCUUGCAUUUUUGUUAGGAAUCCCAUUUGGUGUCUGCUGAUAGAUAGACAGUCGCGACAUACGAACUGCCGUCAGCCUUGAAAUGCAGAGUUGGUGGGGGAACAACUGCUGAGCCCCGUCAUGUGUUACUCCCCAGGCAGAAGAGCUAGUUGGAGCCUCUCAGCCUUCUUUGGCAUUUGGCUUCGGUGUGCAAUUUCAGAAACGGUUAUUCAACCCUCCUUCCAGUUUGGGGUGUAUUCUUGGGCUUUGAGUUCGUUGCAAAAUCCCCUGAUGUUAUUUAUGACCAGUCUAUUUAUCGCGGACACGCUGCAUGGCGCGACAGCUAAGCGGUGUCUUCGACUCGACACAAGAUAUGCACAUACUCACCGUUCCGCGACCCCGAAACCGUCAGGCAACUAUGGGAGGGAUCUUACGGCCAGUGCACACCGUGUCGCACACUUAUUGGAUCGUAAUACACAAGGCGGCCUAUAAUAGUCACACAAUGGAGGUAGCGUAGGUCAGUAGACUGCGGCUGGCGCCUCAUUUGUUUCUGUGACAGGAUGUUGGCUUAUUACCAGACCAAUGAACCUGAAUAGCCGCAGGACCAGAGCUGCUCACCAUCCGUCGGUUUCAUGAGCCUCGUCUCUCCUUCAUUAUCGCAUGCCUAGCCCUGCUGCCUUCGUCUCGUCGUUUCCAAGGGCUAUAUCUACUGUAGCUGUUUGGGUGAUAUCUGCUCGUUCCUUUCUUUCAAACCUAUAAUUAUUGUUAUCUCUUUUUUCUAUCCCUUCAUAUCUGUCACAUUGGAACCCAAAUCAUGGCCACCUUCUCAGGACCAGACGUGGAGGACGUGCGAACAAUGAUAAGCCGAUGCCAUGGGGACUCGUCUGAAUCGGUCACACCUAAAGCUUCGACGACAACGACGACUAGAAAGUCAAAAAAGCAAGCACCGCAGGAAAUUAUUGACGAGUUUUGGACCAAAUUCAAUACGAAAACGCCGGGAAAAGCAACCACGAUCCUGCCGGCUGACUCGUACGCCAAGAAGGUCGGCGAGUCUGCUCCAAAAGGGACCAUAACGAGCCUAUCAUCCUCGGCAUCUUACGAAGAGGCCGUUCGAACAUGCAAGCUCAAGGUUGCCAAAAUUGUGAAGGAGUGCCGGCGGGCAAAUCAAAAAUACAGAGAUCCACAUUUCGAUAUCGAGUUUGACCUGAAAUGGGGCAAGCGUGACUGCCUUGAAACGUUGAAGACACCGAAUCGAGAGAAAUCAAUAUUCAGGCCAAAAAGUGUGAAGAGGGUAGGAGAUAUUUUUGAGAAUCCCCAAUUCUUCAUCAAUGGUCCUGAAGCCAAAGAUAUCAGACAGGGCCAAGAUGGCGAUUGCUGGUUAUUGGCUGGUCUAUGUACAUUGUCGAAUAAGAAGGGGUUGAUAGAAAGGGUUUGUGUGGCCCGAGAUGAAGCCGUUGGAGUGUAUGGAUUUGUAUUUUACAGAGACUCCGAGUGGAGAUCUGAGAUAAUCGACGAUAAGCUGUACUUGACUAAACCAGAUUAUGACGAAAGCAUUCUUGAAAGACUAUUGUGGGAAGACCGUGAGAGAGUGAGCUCGGAGGAUGAAUAUAAAAAGGUGUAUCAGACCAACUCAGGAGCGUUAUACUUCGCACAGUGUGAAGACCCGAACGAGACUUGGCUGCCGCUUCUGGAGAAAGCAUACGCGAAAGCACAUGGCGAUUUUGCAACUAUUGAUGGGGGAUAUACUGGUGAAGGUAUUGAAGAUCUAACUGGCGGCGUUACGAUGGAGCUCUUUUCAACAGAUAUCCUGGACAAGAAUGCAUUUUGGACGAAUGAGCUUCUUAGGGUCAACGAAGAGUUCCUAUUCGGCUGCUCCUCAUGCCUCUUUGCCGGCUGGGGGGAGCGUAAAGGUAUCAUCGAGGGCCACGCUUAUUCGAUUAUGCGAGCUGUUGAAAUGGAUGGCCAACGACUCUUACUUCUCAAGAACCCUUGGGGCAAAGGAGAAUGGACGGGGCCUUGGUCCGAUGGGAGCAAAGAAUGGACACCGGAAUGGAUGAUGAAGUUAAACCACAGGUUCGGUGACGACGGCGCGUUCUGGAUUAGCUACGAUGACUUUCUAAAGAAAUAUCAAACUUUUGAUCGGACAAGGCUGUUCACAGAUGACUGGAAAGUCACGCAUCAAUGGACGAGUCUGACGAUUCCAUGGUCGGUGGACUAUAACUCCACCAAAUUCGCAUUUACCAUUAAUAAGCCGGCGUCCGUCGUGGUCGUCCUAAACCAACUCGAUGGUCGCUAUUUCAGAGGCCUCGAGGGUCAGUACACCUUUGAACUCUCGUUUCGCAUCCACAAGGCUGGCGAAGAAGAUUAUAUUAUACGUUCACACACCAACUACUGCAUGAAGCGGUCCGUUGCUGCUGAGCUUGAUCUUGACGAGGCUGGUGAGUAUUUGGUUCUUGUCAAGAUCACUGCCAAGCGUGACUUUACCGCACUGCCAGCCCACACUGUUAUCCGCGACAAUGCGAAAGAUCGCCGAGAUAAGCUUCUUCGCAUUGGCCUUGCCUACGAUCUGGCGCAUGCUAAGGGUCAUGUGGAAGAAUCCGAAGAAGACAAAAAGUCCCGGGAGAAGGCAGAAGCUAGGGCUAAAGCCAAGGAGCGCAAAGAAAUCAAGGAUAAGCUGACGGAAAAGAAGAAAAAGAAAAAUCGCAGCGAAGCUAAGACUGCGAAAAGAGAGAGGGCUCGCCAGAACAAGGCUAAAGCUAGAGCGGAGGCGAGAGAAAAGAAGGAAGCCGACAAGAAGAAGCUAGAAGGAGAAGCUAAGAAGCCUGAAGAAGAAGCAGCAGCAGAGACGGGUGCAGAAAAGGCAGAGUCUGAGAAAGCUGAUACAGAUAUGGCAGACACAGAGAAAACAGACACGGAGAAAUCAGGCUCUGAGAAAGCAAUUUCUGAGAAUGCAGAUGCAGAGAAGCGUUCAGAGGAGAAGCCGGAGGCGAAGGCAUUAAAGAAUAAGGAGCCAGCCGCUGAAGGUGCCGAUUCAACACACAGCCAAACGCCAGCUUCUAGUAGCACCCGUCAAGCUAUUACAGAAGCCGCACUAGAUCAGUUAGCUGCCGCCACGGGCGAUAGUUCUCGUUCUGCCCGUUCAACUGGCAAGAAUGCUGAUCGCGGAAUCUCCCCACUCAACCAUGCUAGAUCCGCCCCCCGUGACAAACUCAACAGACGUGAAGCUCCGAUCUACGACUCAGAUGACAGUGACACGGAUAGUUGUGUGAGCUCGGUGAGCGACUCGACCAUAGAUGCAGAGAUUGAGAAGGCAAAAUUGCCAACGCCCGUGACGAAGGAAGAGAAAAAAGAUAAGAAAGCCGCCGAUGACGAGAGUGAAGACGAGUUUGAGAAGGAUCCGUGGAAUGCGGUUGCGGUUGUCGGAUUGAGGGUUUAUGCUAAAGCUAAAGAGGUUGAGAAGGAAGAUGAAGUGGAAGUGGGAGGUUCGGCAGGCUCCGAAGAGGUCAAGGUGGACAGUGGCAAGAAAGAGGUGGCAGCUGUAAAGUUAGAAGAUAAAGCGAAAGGGGACGAAGAGAAGGUUGAAGGACCAGCAGAAUUGACUCAGAAGACAGAAUCAGCCACAAAGGAUGCUGAGGAUGCUUCAGGUAAGACGAAAGAAGAGAAACUAGAAACGACAGAAAUAGUCACGGAAGACAAACCACAGGAGACAGCUAGCAAGACUGAGGCCAAAGAGGAAGAUCCUCAAGAGUUGGAAGUCAGCAUUCGGGUCAUCAGACCUCGGACUUGGGAAGAUGGCGAGGCGAGUUUGGAUGUCGACGAUAGUGCCAUGGAUGCAACCAAAAACUUGGCUGAGGAAAGUGAUAAUGAAGACGGCAACAAGAAAGUCGUCAUUGGGAUGAAAGGCAGCUUGGGAGCCGUGAGUAAUUAACGAAAUUGGAAUUCAAAUGGCCUUGAACACGAAUGAUGGGUAUACGAUGGAAACGAGGGAAAUGAAUGGGCUAUUGGAAUUUGGGACCCUGGAGGACCUCUACUCACUAUGAUACGUUACAGA
This is a messenger RNA of Pseudogymnoascus verrucosus, 4363 nucleotides long. RefSeq lists its product as uncharacterized. The record is from RefSeq and is a predicted model, not a curated record. Gene Ontology annotation, biological process: proteolysis. The transcript is spliced from 2 exons. Lineage: Eukaryota; Fungi; Ascomycota; Leotiomycetes; Thelebolales; Thelebolaceae. Gene Ontology annotation, molecular function: calcium-dependent cysteine-type endopeptidase activity. Bases 1127 to 4240 code for a protein of 1037 amino acids. Gene Ontology annotation, cellular component: cytoplasm.